Diatraea saccharalis (sugarcane borer) is the source of this 1467-nucleotide messenger RNA. The record is from the annotation of a GenBank genome assembly. NCBI's taxonomy places the organism in Eukaryota, Metazoa, Arthropoda, Insecta, Lepidoptera, Crambidae.
AUGUCGUUGGUACCGCCAGGCGGUGCUGACUCCCCAAGCCCCCGGCGCGCCGUCAGCCCCCUGUUGGAGAUGAGAAGGCCACAUUGUACUCUAGCCUGCAGUGCAGAGACGCGCAACCGUGGUACGUCACCAUUGUCAGCUUCUCCAAGACAGUCUUUAACUGGUGAACCACCUUGGACUCUACCCGAUGAUGACAGACCAGACUUCUCAGCUCUUAAAGAAAACAUACAAAGGAUUAACAAGGACUGCGAAACAUCAACUCGGCUCGAUAUGCUGCUUACUCAAGUGGAACAAUACGCUAAUAAUCUGGAAGCUCUAGUAGAAGAACGUACCUCUGAUUACCUUGAAGAGAAAAGAAAAUGCGAGGAGCUGUUAUACCAACUAUUACCCAAGUCAGUGGCUUCACAGCUGAUUAUGGGGCAGCCGGUGAUGGCAGAGACGUAUGAUCAGGUCACAAUCUACUUCAGCGACAUAAUAGGCUUUACUCAAUUAUCAGCGGAGUCUACACCACUCGAAGUAGUUGAUCUUCUCAACGAUUUGUACACCAGUUUCGAUUCUAUCAUCGAGAAUUUCGAUGUUUACAAGGUGGAAACGAUUGGUGACGCAUAUAUGGUGGUUUCUGGUCUUCCGAUGAGGAAUGGUAACCGUCAUGCAGCAGAGAUAGCACGUAUGUCAUUAGCACUUCUUGGUGCUGUGCGUGUGAAAACAGUCCCUCAUAGACCCGGAGAGAAGCUCCUGUUGAGAAUCGGAAUGCAUACAGGUCCAUGUGUAGCUGGAGUUGUCGGCUUGAAAAUGCCACGAUAUUGCCUGUUCGGUGACACAGUUAAUACUGCGUCUAGAAUGGAAUCGCAUGGGGAAGCACUAAAAAUUCAUGUCAGUCCAAAAACUAAGGAGGUUUUGGAUCUUUACGACUGUUUCGAGUUAGAAUGCAGAGGAGAGAUCACUAUGAAGGGCAAAGGUAAGAUGACUACAUAUUGGCUUAUUGGAGAAAAAGCUAACAACAACGAGACUUACCAACAGAUGAACCACUUGCAAAACAUUGUUGCAAAUCCUAGUAUCACAUUUCAAGGUCCCGAUAGCCCUGCGUCUCAUUCUCUCACACAAAAUCAAAGUCCAGAACGAUUUAAUAACACCAAAGACACAAAUCAUACUCCAUAUGAAAUACAAAGUGAAAGAGAUCGCAUCAAACAUGAAAUAGCAACUUUUGUUGCUAAGGAUCUCAUCAACAACAUUGACAAUGCCGUUAAAGAAUUCAGGAAAUCGCAAAGCGCAAAUUUCGCAUCGGGCAACACUACUAAGCCUAUGUGCAAUGGUAAGGAAAAAGGUCUUAUAACACCAACUUAUGACAAGGAAUUGGUUAUCAGCAAAGGCAAAGUACGAGAUGUGGUGAACAGAUUCAACAAUUGUGUUGUCAAUGAAGUUGCUACUAAAAAUACAAAAGCGAAAGCGUUGAAACCCGAAGACUGA